Messenger RNA from Fopius arisanus, 827 nucleotides. RefSeq lists its product as uncharacterized. The record is from RefSeq and is a predicted model, not a curated record. Bases 73 to 765 code for a protein of 230 amino acids. Lineage: Eukaryota; Metazoa; Arthropoda; Insecta; Hymenoptera; Braconidae. The transcript has 4 exons.
UUUUCUAGUGCUUUUUUCUAACACGUAAGAUUCUUGUCUUGACAGUCCGUGGAACAGCAUUAUAGAUUCAUCAUGGCUUCGAGAUUUAUCCUAUUAUUAUUAACAAUUGUAGCAACUCUUUCAGAAGUGAAGAGCGAGAACUGGGCAUUACCGGUUGCCUUGGGGCAGUUUCCUUUCAUUGCAAUCAUUAGAUACAGUAAUGGGCCGGUUGCCAUUGGGGCCCUGAUCGCUCGACGCCUGGUUUUAGGGUCUGCCGCCCAUAUGUUUCGCAGGCCUGUAAGCAUUAUGAUCCAAUUGGGAUGCAUAUCAGUGCGCAAUUGUUAUACUCCACAGAUCCCAGUUUCUGAAGAUUACGAUGAGACAUACCCUACACUUAUCAUUUUUAGGCUCAUGGCGGAGGCCGAAUUGAGUGACACGAUUCGAAUAAUUCCAUUCGCUCCUCCAAGAGAUUAUAGUAACUUAAUGUGUGAAUACGUGGGGUUGAAUGGACGUAAUGGCAUCAUAUACUGGAUGCCAGUGAGGCUUUCCGAUCGACAAUCGUGCCUAAAAAAAAGGGUGAAUGUUCCUGAGAACCACGCAUGUUUCCAAGAUUUUGCCCCGUCUAUAAUUCUACCCGAUAAAACCCUUGGCGGGUCAAUAAUUUGCGGGGAACGUUUGGUCGGAAUGAUGAGCAUGUAUUCAGUUCUUCACAAAACUGGUCCACACCGCAUGUACGAUUUAACUACAAACGCGCGUCAGCGCGCUGGUAUGCAACGAUUUCUGUAAGAGAGUUACGAAUUUGUAAUCUCGCGCCACUUUAGGCGGACCAAUAAGGAAUCGUCGCGUCA